Molecule: messenger RNA, 1017 nt
Organism: Marmota flaviventris (yellow-bellied marmot)
Lineage: Eukaryota; Metazoa; Chordata; Mammalia; Rodentia; Sciuridae
Product: mas-related G-protein coupled receptor member H-like
Biological process (GO): G protein-coupled receptor signaling pathway
Cellular component (GO): plasma membrane
Molecular function (GO): angiotensin receptor activity
Source: RefSeq, a predicted model, not a curated record
AUGGAGCCAUGGACAGUGACCCUGAAUCCUUCGGAAUCCACACUGUAUCCCAGAAACGACUCCCUGGAUGGAACAACCUGGUCAUCAGAGCAGGUGAGGGAGCCCCUGUCAGAGGCCGAAAGACAGCACGGCCAUGUCUACUUUUCCCUGCUCAUCUGUGUCCCCGGAGUCACUGGGAACGGACUCCUGAUACUGUUUCUCAUCUUCUGCGUCAAGAGGAAGCCGUUCACUGUCUACAUUCUGCAUCUGGCCAUUGCCGACUUCAUGGUCCUUCUCUGCUCGUCCAUCUUCCAGCUGGUGGACAGCCUCCACCUGCACGAUGACACCUUGCUGAGCUACGUCCUCCUCCUCAUGAUCUUCGGCUACAACACGGGUCUGCAUUUGCUCACUGCCAUCAGCGUGGAGCGCUGCCUCUCGGUGCUGUACCCAAUCUGGUACCAGUGCCGCCGCCCGAGGCACCAGUCGGCCAUGGCCUGCGCACUGCUGUGGGCUCUUUCGGUGCUGGUAUCGGGGUUGGAAAACUUCUUCUGCCUUCUGGCAGCGGAGCCGAGAUUCCCAGAGUGCCGAUACGUGUACGCCUUCUCCUGGGUCUUGACCUUCCUUGUCUUCGUUCCUCUCAUGAUCUUCUCCAACUUGAUCCUCUCCGUCCAGGUCUGCUGCCACCUCAAGUCCCGUCAACCGGCCAAGCUCUAUGUGAUCGUCACGGCCACCGUGGUCUUGUUCCUGGUCUUCGCCAUGCCCAUGAAGGUCCUGUUCAUCAUCGUCUACUACUCCAACCCCAGCGACGAGUCUGUGUGGAAGUUCUUCCCCUAUCUGAACCUGCUGUCCACCAUCAAUUGCAGUGUGAAUCCAAUUGUCUAUUUCGUGGUGGGAGGUCUUAGGAGAAAGAAAAGUAGAAAGUCCCUGAAAGAAGCGCUGCUGAAGGUCUUUGAGGAAAAGCCAGAUGUGGCCUCCAAAAUUGUGAGCCAAAUAAGCUUGCCUUCUAUUAGGUUAAUUGCCUCUGGUGUUCUGUUGUAG